Molecule: messenger RNA, 1555 nt
Organism: Homarus americanus (American lobster)
Lineage: Eukaryota; Metazoa; Arthropoda; Malacostraca; Decapoda; Nephropidae
Exons: 2
Coding region: 186-1361 (391 amino acids)
Source: RefSeq, a predicted model, not a curated record
CGUAAUAGGUUAAGAAAACGUGAAAUUACGCAACAGGAAUUUCCGGAUUAUUAUCAAAGGAUUUAUGACGUCUAUAAACCACUCCAGGUGAUAAUGGUAGUAAGCGUUUAGUGCCUCAGUUUUUGUGUUGUUUUAAGGCGGUUCAGUCCCAGCUGCCUCGACUCCCUGACCGUAAAGGAUUGAAGAUGGACCUGAAAGCGAGUUGUUUAUUCUUUUUGGUUUUUGUCUUGCUGGAUGUUGACAGUGUCUGUGGUGAAGAGGACUAUUCUCCAACAUCCUCAGGACCUCAGGCUCUCGAUGCUAUUCCUGUACCCGAGUUUGUGAAGGAGAGGCUACAGGGAAUACGGUUUAACCUCCCUGAAGAACUGCAUAGCUUGGUAAAUUACUCUGUUAACACACAAGUCUCUCCAAUUAUCAUGGAAGAAAACGUUCAUUUUGGUAAAGAAAAUGUUGCAUCAAUAUUGGGUAAACUAUUUCCUCUACCAUUUGUGUAUUCGAGUAACAAGAACCUGACAAGUAACAUCAAGACUUCGGGUAAACACAAAGCAACAGUUCCUCUUCAACUCCAACAAACUGGACACAACACUCGUGUAUCAGGCGAGUCUGCACACUGCAGCAGCGCCUCAGGGUUAAACUCAUGUUGUCUCAAGCCUCUGUAUUGCUACAGCGACAAACCUGGGCCCAUUAAUUUCAACCACCUUGAGAUCCACCAUUGGGACCUUCCUGAGAGGUCGGCCGCCGCAUGCGGAACCCUCUGUUUACAGCUGCGGCCAUCCACCCAACUCGUCUUCACCAAAAUGAUCGAAAUGAACGAACGGCUCGUAUGUGGUUGUGGCGACCGCUCUGCCAUCACUAGCGAGGACUACGUCAUGAACGGUUUCUUCGCGUGUCGGCUGUGCCCCGACGGCAAGCAGCAGUGUGGAGGUCCUAAUGCCGUUAGUGUGUACGAGCUUGACCGUGCGGUAACUGUCUCUCACAACCUCGAGUCUGUUGGAUGUUUCCAGGUGGUUGAUAUAAAGAGGACGUAUAACGUGACCUACUUGAAGGAGCCCAACAGGUCUGUCAACGCCUGCGCACAGCACUGCAGAACCGUCUCCCCUGACAACCACCUCACCAUAGUGCAAUACCAGAAUACACAAAGUGAAAGCAGCUUGUUUUGUUCGUGUGGGAGCAAUGACGCCGUACUGAAGGACGUAUCACCUGUCAAUGAGAGUGAGUGUUGGUGGAUCUGUCCUGACGGAGGCAGUGCUUGCGGCGGACCUAACACUUACAGCAUUUACAGCAGUGCUACUUGGAUACCUCGCACAUCCAAGUCUCUCCUGCUGGUGAUGCUGUAUCUGUUGUGUGCCCUGCUGAAGUAGGUCUUCCCUGUUGCUGUGACGGGAUGGUGCCGUGAUGGGAUGGGAUGGUGCCUUGACAUGGGAUGGUGCUGUGCCGGGGUGGUGGUGUGUCGGGGAGUCUCUCGGAGUAUUUACCAUCCUCAGUGUCUUAUGAUAUGAUGGUGAUUGAUCCCCUUAAGACUACAUCCCUAACACAUCUGCUGCGCCUGCUUCAG